CGCAAUUCUGGUAGGAAGAAGUCAUUUUUCGCAGCGUAUGCGCUUGGCAUAUGUACCUGUUCGUAGACGGAGACUAUUGAGCCGAGCUACCGCUGCAUUGCACGUUGCAAAAGACAGUGUUUUACAUCGUGGCUCCCCGCCUGCUAGUGUUGCCUCAGUUCCACGUAUUCCACUUCGUGCAUUCUUGGCCACCCACGCUAUAACUUUUCAGAAGACAGCGAAUGCUCGCUUGGUCCGAUAUAUUCACUGAGUGUCAGGCUCCAGACUGCUGAUUCGUUCACGUACUAUGCGCUAACUGUCGUUUCUCGAGCAGCGCGAUCCGACGAAGCAAAGCCGAGAAAAGUUAGACCCCGUGACAUGGCCUGCUUCCCUUGCGUCUCUGAAAAAUCACUGCGUACUCGAAAGAUCGUCGAAGGAGUGUCCGCCUACAGCAAAUCACAGCCCUCCUGCAAUUUUACAAGCUACUGCCCCCGAAGUGAGGGAGCAGCGUCGAGGGGCUAGUUUUGUCUUCAAGAGGGUAUCAAUCACUGUUCGGAAAACUCAUUCUCCACGAACUCAGAGGACAAGGCAUGGGCGUAGGGAGUUGAUUGACCUCACAGCAUUUUCCAGGCCUUUUCAGAAAUGGACUUGCUGUCAAGUCAUGCGCCAAAGAGGUGAAAGCGAAGGCCAAUUGACAGCGAAGCAACGUCCGUUCGUGAAAGCAUUCUCGGCGUAUGGGAAAAAUGAAUGAUACGGAUCUGUCUGAGCGCCGCAGCGGAGUAUGCUUCUGUAGUUCAGUCCUGUCUGCAGGGACACCAGCGUUUCCGGUCCGGCCACAGGUCCCGGUAGUCACUCUCCAGCAGAAGUCCUCCCACCCCCCAGAUGGAAAACGUUCCCUCUCUUUGUUUCUCAGCCUACCUAGCGCGAAUAGCAACCGCUGAGAGAUACUAAUCACGUACCUCCAUUGGCCACUGCCAGCUCCAGAGGAGCCACAAUCCCCGAACCCUGCACAGCAUCCAAACAUGAGGUGACGACACCCCGGCGACGUGCAGUGGUGUGCAAUAUCUGGAGAUGGAAUGCGUCCAUGUGAAGGAAGAACAUCUGUUGUCAGCCACAGGUGAGCAUUCUUAACCAACACAGCUUGACCGCACGAUGCUGUCCUGCUGCAACUGUCUUCCUUCGUAGCCGGCCUUCAGGAUUUAAGCAAGCUGACACGCUACUGUGGUCAGACAGUAUACAUGCAAAGCAGCCGAGACAACUGGCACGUAAAAGACAUGUGAAAUGAGGAAGUACCUGAGAGCACUUCCUGCUUUGCACGUCAGACUCAUCUCACCCGUCGGCUGUGCUUGGCAGGCAAGGUCGCUGCUGCUGGCUGAUUGAGGACUCUCUUCCGUCGACAUCAGCCGUUCCCAAAAGCAUCAAAUCCUAGGCUCUGCUAUACCUCCGCAUAGAACGCUGGUUCCCGGUGUUGCCAGCGAGAGGUAUCGUACCAACGCGACUGUCCUUGUUGUGCAGAACGAGAGUUCCUCGCAGCCAUGCUGCACCUCGUGGAGUAUCAGGAUACCGUAUAAUCUGUACAGGAUGUUUGCAACAAUUGCAGCAGCGUUCACAAAAAAGACCUCCCCCUCAUCGCAAUAAUGAAGGCCGCCCCGCAUUAGACACAGGCGACGACUAAAUCCAAGCGCUGAUCGAGUGCCAAGCUGAGCAUUCGGGACAACCUGGCGAAGUAGUCAGGGUUUGACCGCCGAAUCCGCUCUGAUUUUUAUUGGAUUUUUCCAUUCACAACGUAUAUACCAUGUUAAAUAAACUGAACAUCCUGUGGUUAUUCUGGUGUGCCGUCAGCUAGCCGCACCCGCGCAACUGUGUCGUGGUCAGAAACAAGAGCCUGGACGUCUCUUCAAUCCUCGAAAAAUCUAUUCUGCAUUAAGUUUCCGCCAUAAAGUACGGCUUGCAGGUUUGAAGGCCUUUCUCAAACACGGUCGUUUGCAUGUCGUAUUGCACAACUAUCCCAGCCACGGUCGCGUACUCUAAAGCCGGGGUCCUCUCAACAGUGCGGACAGGGCAUGCAUGUCCAUGAGAUCAACCCUACUUCAGCAUGUGUGGCCAGAGUUAUGCGGAGUUUUUUUUCCACGGAAGGAAUCGAUUCAAGUGCUGCGCCAGAUCGAAUGAAAAAGAGACGUAGGACUUUUUGGUUAACGCUCGCUCCAACCAGGCGAAGGAUUACUGCCUCCGGUCGAAGAUUCAAUACAGAACACCCGUUCCUCAAUCCCCUCGCGCCUCUGGGGUUCGCUUUGUGUCUGUCGCCUCUUCCUCCGUGCCAAUACACAACGGGCUCUUGCCGUGUGUGAAUGGCGAAAGACGCGAAUUUUUCUCCACUUUUUCCUAUUGUAUACACGUUGGGCUUACUUUGCGACACGUGAGCUUUUUUCGUGCGGUCAACUAAUGUCUGAGGGGGAGCUGUCCGGCGGAUUGCGUCGAUUCUCCGGUGAUGGAGGACCAUUUCACGGUACAAAUUGUUUCUGGCAAACCGAUGCGCUUUUCCUGUGGAGGCCGAUCUGGCAAAUACAGAGCUGUCCAUAGCAUCGGUUUUUAUCACGUCGGAUUUGCCACUGGUUCAGGAAUCCCGCGGAGGGGUCUCAUCUUCUUUCGCCGACCUGGCGGUGGAUUUCCCAAAGGUUUCUCCACUGACGACAGUUUGUUCUGUGCGCCCUGCCGGCCACAGCAUUCUCGUGAACUCCGUCGCGCUCCUGUCGGACUCAUGCUCAUGCGUCGCAGACCUUCCCUCCUGUCUGGGUGACUGCGCAUGUAGAGAGGCAGCAACUUGUGGCGUUUCCAUUUUUUUUUGCCUGACGAGCUCUUGAAACGUGCAUGCCCGGCGACACGCGGACUCGCAAGAGGACCACGCCUGGGUACAGGGAAACGCACGAGAUCCCGUGAUAUGGCGGUGGACCGUUACUCGCGGAAAAUGCGAGAAACCGAAGAGCUACACGAAGUUAGGCGCCCCUAUGGGGGUCCACCGAGACAGGCAAACGCCGUUAGUUCGUUUUUUUUCCGCAGAGCACAGGGCUGCAAAAGAGACGUGGAGAAACAACGCGCUUGCCACUCCUAUGAGGGGGAAACCUCAGAUGUGGCACCGCCUCCGAGGUUGUCCGACCGACGGGUCGGUUCUUCGAAGUUUCCACCGGGAAGCCAAGGGCAUCCGCAGUCGAUCUGCAUCCCGCCCUCAAGAAUUGUUGCCCGCUCUUCUCACCGCUCAGUGAAGCGCGGUGCGCGGCACGCGGCACACACUUCGCUGCCGAACUGUGGAUAUCCCCACGCGGACGUGUCCUAUGGGAAACGAGCCGCCGGUUUCGGGACAAAGUCAAGCUCAGAACGUCUCGCCGUGGAUCAACCAGGUUCAGCCGCGUCUCCUCUCUUCACGUCUGCGCGCCGUCAGCGCCUCUUCUUUUUGCCGGGUGCGUUUGCCCUCAUCAUCGCGAUGUUUUCUGUACAUCAGUCCUCCGUUUCUCGCGACUCGUCCGCGCUGUCAGCUGUCUUCCCGUGGUCCAGCGGGCUGCCCUCGGCUCUGUCUUCCCCGCCGGUAUCGACGCUGGGUGCGAUGGCAUACACUCUCAGCAGUGACUCGUACAACGACGUCUUCCUCGACCUGUCGGAUGGACUGACGAGGCCGCGAGAAACUCUCACGGUGCGCCUUCGGAAGGGUAGGACGCUGAAUAUCACCGGCUUCGAUCGGUCGCGCUUCGAAAUAUCGCCUGCAAACUUCAAGCAGGAAGCGUACCAAGUGCGGUCCAACUUGCCUAUGGUGUGCGUGACGUCACAGCUCGUGCGUCUCGCGGGCUUCUUCGUCUUCGCGGCUCCUCUCACAGAUUUCUGGGCAAUCGAGACGCCCCCAGGCGCGAAGCAUCCGACUUACAUCUUCUCGUGGCCGGCGGGAGGCCAACAUGUGACUCUUCGUGGAGGAGUCUGCGUACAGCUGCAUGACCACAAAAACCCGAACAACAGCAUCUUCAUCAUUAUUCGGCCCUCGUCAAGUGUCGCGUCGAAACCAGCGUUCGCUCUGGUCGCGGCCACGGUUCUGGUAGCGGUGAUACGCAGCGUGUGGUGAACGACGCUGCAUAUCGCAAGGCUAGCCAGCUGGUCGCCAGCGCCUUCGCUUCAGGCAGGUUUCCCCCACGACGUCCGCUCGCAGUGUCGUGAUAUACAGAAACAGGUGUGUGUGCCGCAGAAAUGGCAAACGGUGGAGGACUGAAUCGAGUGCGACCGGAGCCAGACACGUUUGUCGGGUGAGCUGCAUUUCACCGGAGAAUGUUCCGCCAAGGCGCAGAUUGGCGACGACGAAUUCAGCUGACCCACUUCCGCGCAUUAUGACAUAUGAUCGAAGACAAGGAAAUUGUGCACGAGCCACACGGACAGCCGCGGUAUCUAGUCAGCGCGUCUGGCGUAAGAAUGCGUGGUCCGUGAAACAUGACGUUAAGGACCGAUUUACGGUCUCCCGUAGGCACUUUGAUUCCUCACUACCGAGGGGGUCCGUCCUCGUGCCAUUCUGAAGCAACAGUGGUGGCAGCGGGGCAUUCACCUUGUGAAAAUUCAUCAAGUGCAUCCUUGCGAACACAUAUUUUGGGCUGUUGCCAUUUUUUCUCGGGUGUGGCUCUGACUGAAGUUCGCAGACAGACGCGCCUCAGUCUUUUCUGUACUGCCGCCUGCUCGUGGGUCCGUUGGCUUCUUUUUCUUCUAGUGACUGUGCAGUUUCCAGCAACUGGAGUGUUGUCUAGCGAGCUCGUUCGCUGGUAAGCUGUAAACUGUGGUGGUCGACACCGCGUUCCGUGGCAGCACAUCCUUGUGUGCGGCGAGAUUCCCGUCAGCAGCCUUGUAGGCUCAGGGCUGACUUGUCAACGAACCGGUGCUGCACGUGCGUCUCAGUUUCGUGUGGGAAGCAUUUUCUCAACCUUCUUCGUUUGCGUGGUGCGACCAGGGGAGAGGGAAGCGAGUCACAACACUGGCAUUUGGAGCUGUCAAGUCGAAAAGGAGCUCCGGUAAAAAAGCUCGCGGACGCAUGCACUCUGGUUACUUGCAACAGGACUUCGUGUGGUACACAGCUUCGCCGAGAAUCUCUCAGAAAUGUCCUCGCUACCAAAGUGUACGUAAGCCACUGAACGCUGCAGUCGGAGCAGUCCCAAGCCAAUGUCUACAGUUGGCUGCUCUUCGGAGGAAAGAGCCCUUCGUUCCAAACUUUGACUUGCUCAGCGGCUGGUCUCUCCAUGGCCGCAGGCGUCCGUGAACGGAGACGUCGUUUUCGGGUGCUUCAGAAAAGGAUUUACCCAGUUAACCCGUGUCUUCUCGACACCGAAACGACUACCACUCUCCGAUCUCCACGCCGCGUUUCUCCAGAUCGGCAAGCGUGACUCGAUUUUGUGCACGAGUGCAGAGCACCCGCUUGAAGCCACUUUCACAAAAUGGUUGACCCGUCGUUUUCGC
Molecule: messenger RNA, 5454 nt
Organism: Toxoplasma gondii ME49
Lineage: Eukaryota; Apicomplexa; Conoidasida; Eucoccidiorida; Sarcocystidae
Exons: 1
Coding region: 2918-4084 (388 amino acids)
Source: RefSeq, a predicted model, not a curated record